Carlito syrichta (Philippine tarsier) is the source of this 2040-nucleotide messenger RNA. RefSeq names its product RNA demethylase ALKBH5-like. The transcript has 4 exons. Gene Ontology annotation, cellular component: nucleus. The record is from RefSeq and is a predicted model, not a curated record. Lineage: Eukaryota; Metazoa; Chordata; Mammalia; Primates; Tarsiidae. The annotation marks the transcript as partial. Gene Ontology annotation, molecular function: oxidative RNA demethylase activity. Gene Ontology annotation, biological process: mRNA export from nucleus; mRNA processing.
CGUCCUUAUGAGGGGGUGUCCUUUGAGCCCUGCCUGACCACACCCCCUACUUCCUCAGAACCAAGUUACUACUUUGUGUCCCACAGACCCUGGAAGGCAUCUCUGCAGGUCUGGACCAGGAAUCCUUCCUGUGUCAGUGCUUUCCAGUGGGGCCUUCAGUCCUCUGGCAAGACAAGAUUAGAUGCACCCCGGUUGGAAACAAAGUCUCUGAGCAGCUCUGUGUUACCACCCAGCUAUGCUUCAGAUCGCCUGUCAGGAAACAACAGGGACCCUGCUCUGAAACCCAAGCGGUCCCACCGCAAGGCAGACCCUGAUGCUGCCCACAGGCCACGGAUCCUGGAGAUGGACAAGGAGGAGAACCGGCGCUCAGUGCUAAUGCCCACACACCGGCGGAGGGGUAGCUUCAGCUCUGAGAAUUACUGGCGCAAGUCCUAUGAGUCUGCCGAGGACUGCUCAGAGGCGGCAGGCAGCCCUGCCCGAAAGGUGAAGAUGCGGAGGCACUGAGGCCUGCCCGCCACCCUCCUGGGAACUCUGGCUAAUCCUCACGUAGCUGCCCCUCCUUUUGUUUUGUUUUGAAGGUUUUGUUUUUGUUUUUUUGAUCCUAUAUAUUUUUCCUUGGUUUGUUGCCUGUUAAGGCUGAAGAACAGAAUUGGCCAGGACUUGGGUUCUCAUGUUCUUGGUUUUCCUCCUGGACGGAAAGGCUGUUGGCAUCUGUAGAAGGACAGAGGCUCACACUGGAGUGGCCAGUAGAGAUGUGGGGGGCAGCUAUCUUCAGGUGGGGCUGUAUCAGGCUGGAUUUAUUUAAACAACACAGUGUUUUGGUUAAGAAAAUUCUUUUGCUUUCAGUGUAAAUCUUAGCAGUGUUCUAAACAGAGUUCAGUCUCUUGCCCACCCCUUUCCUCCACUGAUGUCUGCGCUUGGUUGGGGUCUCUUGGAGCCUUGUGGGCUCCACCUGGGGCCUGCUGUCCUCCACUUCUCGCCUGUGCACCAUGCCCUGGAAGCUCAUGCAAACACUCUUUCUUCCUCCUGCAGCAGAGUUGUUCAGGUUGGCUAGGUGGGCCUUAAAACAGUGCCAGCCCUGCCACCCCAAAGCUAUUGCUGAGCCUCCUGGGCUUCCUCCAUGCCCACUGGCGGCCUCUGCCACAGUUCUUUAGGCUGCUGAGGGGCUAGCACAGUCUGACCUCUCUUGCCAAGAGCACACCAUUUUUUUGGGUUGCUCCUUUCAAGCAUAUGCGUGUGAUUGUAUGGGACAGUUAGACUUGCGAUGUUGGGUCAGUUUUAGGAAUUGUUUCUAGCUAGGGAGACUGGUAUCCUUCCAAGUCUAGAAUUUGGAGUAUGGAAAAUUGUUGUGGUGUGUGGUAGUGUUUCUGUUUUCUUUUGUUUUGAGUUUUUAUUUUUUCCUUUGGUCUCCUGGCUUUUUCCUUUCCCUUUCCUUCCUCUUCAUUGGCCAGCUUGGACCUCCUCCCCAUGUCAUCCCUCUAGGAAGGUGCCUGUCCCUUCUGUCCGCCUGCAGCAUGCAUCCAAGGCCAGAGUGCAGGCCUGCAGACUGGGUCAGUGCCUCCUCCGCCUCAGGGGCAUGGGAGCUGGGAUAGGCGCUUUUAAAAAAUAAUAAAAGGAAAAAAAAGUAAAGUCUUUGGCAGUUUCUACACACUCAGAUUCUGGAAGGCUGCAUGGUCUUGCUGAUCUAGAUUUAUUAGGAAUGUCUUCUUGCCAGCCAGGCUAGGUCCCGGACUUGCCGAGAGCGGAGGCCCUCCCAGCAACCGGGCUACCACCACUCCAGGGGGCUUUGUGUACAGAGGCCUGGGCCUGAAGCCUUAGAGGCUGCAGCAAUCUGGGGCAGCCACCAUCAAGAAGCCCCUCUCAGGGGCCAGAACUCCUUUGCCAGCGUGGAUUCCUCAAUUCAGAACUGCAUAAUGAAAGCAGUUGCAGUUUUAUUUUUUUUACAGCUUUUUUCCCAAAAAUGAUUUGUAGUUGUGUGUGCAGCACUUUGCCCUGAUAUGUGUGCUCUACAAUAAAAACCAAAUCUAAUAUAUUUUGAAA